AUGCUGAAGAUGAUGAUGAUGACCGGACGAAACGACGUCGCUAAUGGAGUGAGGAAGGAAGAAGAAGCCAUCGACGACUGUUUCUACGAGUCUCUGGAUCGCAUUCUCUCUUCCUGCUCUUGUUCAACUUCCAACUCCGAUUACGACUCCGACCCCAAUAUCUCCGAUUCGAUACACAACCCGAAUCCGUUUCCGCUUCCCUCCGGAUUCGAGAUUUGGAAAUCCGAGCCUGAAUCAGUGUCGGAGAGACGAAUCAAGCUCUUGCGUGGAUUGGGGCUCAGCAACGAGCCGGAUCUCCCUCCGGCGACCCAGCUCCGGCCUAAGAGCUGUCGAAAACGGAUUUGCAGCUCUCAUUUCGCUAGAUCGGUUUCGUCUGACGUCAUCAUCUCAAAGCGUCACGGUAAAUGCGUAGCCGGUGUAAACGGCGGCGUAUCUUCGCUGCUGAGAUCUCGCUCGCCGGUAAACGGUACGCAAAACAAUGUGCUUGCUGGAGUUGUUGAUGAUUUCAUUAGCAAAGAGCCGAGUGAGACUUCUCUUAGAGACAUUGUAGAGAAACAAAGCUUAAACAAUGCACUUCACGGGAAUCGCAGAGAUGUUGAUUUGGUGGAGCAAAUGUGCACAAUUAGGAAUCUAGAUACAGGCGAAGAGUUUGUAGUGAAUGAAGUCCGAGAAGAUGGAAUGUUGGAGAAUCUGAAGGAGGUGGGUACUGAUGUACAAUUGACUGUGGAAGAGUUUGAGAUGCGUUUUGGGACAUCUCCGAUCGCGCUCGAGCUAAUGAGGAGGCAAAAUGUUUGUAAAGACUCUGUGGAUUUGGAAACCAGCGUAAGUGGAAGCAAAGUGACUAAGCAUAGACGGAGAGGGAGUUGGCUAAAGAGUAUAAAGAGUGUUGCUAGUAGUGUGACAGGUCACAAAGAGCGACGAAGCACAGACGAUGGGGACUCACCGUCGGAGAGAGGAGGAGGACAUAGGUUUAGCUCUGCAACUGAUGAUAGCCGAGAUACGUCGUUUCACGGCCCGGAGAGAGUUAAGGUUAGGCAGUAUGGGAAGUCAUGUAAAGAGCUCACAGGGGUUUUCAAGAGCCAAGAGAUUCAAGCUCAUAAAGGGUCGAUUUGGAGCAUUAAGUUUAGUUUGGAUGGGAGGUUUCUUGCUAGUGCUGGUGAGGAUUGUGUGAUUCAUGUUUGGGAGGUUGUUGAGUCGGAGAGAAAAGGGGAGCUUUUGUCGAUGGAUAAAGAAGAAGACGAUGGAAGCGUAAAUUUGUUACUUUUGGGGGAUGGAUCACCAGAGCCAGCUUCAAUGUCUCCAAGGAGAAGAGGGAGAGCAUCUUUUAGUCGAAAAUCAGUGAGCUUGGAGAAUGUUCUGGUUCCGAAAACAGUCUUUGGUCUUUCGGAGAGUCCCGUGUGUUCGUUUGUAGGGCAUUCGGAUGAUGUGCUUGACCUUUCGUGGUCGAAAUCUCAGCAACUGCUUUCCUCUUCAAUGGACAAGACUGUUCGUCUAUGGGAUUUAUCUAGCAAGACAUGUUUGAAAGUCUUCUCACAUAGUGACUAUGUGACUUGCAUCCAGUUUAAUCCAGUGGACGAAAAUUACUUCAUCAGUGGGUCGUUGGAUGCAAAGGUUCGCAUAUGGAGCAUUCCUGAUCAUCAAGUUGUUGACUGGAAUGAUCUUCAUGAAAUGGUCACAGCUGCCUGUUAUACACCGGAUGGUCAGGGUGCAUUGGUUGGUUCGUACAAGGGGACUUGCUACUUAUACAACACACAUGAUAACAAACUGCAGCAGAGAAAGGAAAUCAAUCUGAAGAACAAGAAAAAGAAAUCCAAUCACAAGAAAAUCACUGGUUUUCAGUUUGUGGCGGGAAGUUCAUCGGAAGUGCUCGUCACAUCUGCAGAUUCACGUACACGUGUUAUCGAUGGUGUUGACCUUGUUCACAAGUUUAAAGGGUUUCGGAACACGAAUAGCCAAAUCUCGGCCUCACUUACAUCAAACGGGAAAUAUUUAGUAUCAGCAAGCGAAGACUCUAACGUCUAUGUAUGGAACUACGAGUCAGACUCUCGAGCUGGGAGAAGCAAACGUGUCACGGUCACAAACUCAUACGAACACUUUUACUGUCGAGACGUCUCUGUGGCUGCACCUUGGCCCGGCAAACUUUUCACACCCAGUAAUAGCCCUCCAACACCUGUCAACGAUCCAACCAACAACAAAACCGGUAUCAUUUCGAGCGCCACAAACCGAUACUUCUUCGAUAGAGUCUCGGCGACAAGGCCGGAGGAGAAACUCUUGCUGGCUGCGAAGAACCGAGCCCGAACUAGCCCUCGCGUGAGCGUGGACAUGUCUAGUGCACAUGUUAACACAAAACCGAGUGCUUCAGCUUGGUCCAUGGUGAUUGUGACCGGCGGUUUACGAGGGGAAAUCAGAACGUUUCAGAAUUUUGGAUUACCGGUUCGUCUAUAA
Molecule: messenger RNA, 2445 nt
Organism: Microthlaspi erraticum
Lineage: Eukaryota; Viridiplantae; Streptophyta; Magnoliopsida; Brassicales; Brassicaceae
Source: the annotation of a GenBank genome assembly